AUGGAGAAGAGCAAGAAGGAUGACCAUCAGGCUGUGCUCAAUGAAGGAGAGGAGAAUGAGCUGGAGGUGUUUGGCUACCAUACCCAGAAGCUACGGAGAGCCCUGUGCCUUGUCACAGCCAUCCUGACUCUUGGUGCAGUUCAGCUGAUGUUCUACUGGAGGCCUGAGUGGUGGGUAUGGACCAGUUGCAUCCCAUGCCCCUUGCAAGAAGCAGACACAGUUUUGCUGAGGACAACCGAUGAAUUUCGAAGAUAUAUGAGGAAAAAGGUCUUUUGCCUCCACUUAUCCACACUGAAGUUUCCUAUAAGCAAGGACCCAGAGGAACCUCUGGUAGCUGACCACAACUCAGUCAUAAACCAAGCUGUAAUGAAGCCAGAACUGAAACUACGAUGCAUCCAAGUGCAGAAAAUCAGGUACGUGUGGGAUUUCUUGAAGAAGCGAUUUCAGAAAGUUGGGUUGCUGGAAGACAGCAACUCCUGCUUUGACAUCCAUCAUACAUUUGGAUUGGGUCUGACCAGUGAAGAGCAAGAGGUCAGAAGGUUAGUGUGUGGGCCCAAUGCUAUCGAGGUGGAGAUCCAGCCCAUAUGGAAGCUACUUGUUAAACAGGUUUUAAAUCCAUUCUAUGUGUUCCAAGCCUUCACCCUCACUCUAUGGCUGUCCCAGGGUUACAUAGAAUACUCUGUGGCUAUCAUCAUUUUGACUGUUAUCUCCAUUGUCUUGAGUGUAUAUGAUUUGAGACAGCAAUCAGUUAAGCUGCACAAGCUUGUGGAGGAUCACAACAAAGUCCAGGUCACCAUUUCAGUAAGAGACAAAGGUCUGCAGGAGCUGGAGUCCCGUCUCCUGGUUCCGGGAGAUAUUCUCAUUCUUCCAGGGAAAAUCUCAUUGCCCUGUGAUGCUGUCUUGAUUGAUGGGAGUUGUGUGGUGAAUGAAGGAAUGCUCACAGGAGAAAGUAUACCUGUCACAAAGACACCAUUGCCCCAAACGGAGAACACGAUGCCCUGGAAAUCCCACAGUUUGGAGGACUACCGGAAACAUGUGCUCUUCUGUGGAACAGAAGUGAUUCAGGUCAAGCCAUCUGGUCAGGGACCUGUCAGAGCCGUUGUUUUGCAGACCGGCUAUAAUACAGCAAAAGGGGACUUAGUGAGAUCCAUCCUCUACCCUCGACCUCUGAACUUCAAACUGUAUAAUGAUGCCUUCAAGUUCAUGGUGUUCCUGGCCUGUAUUGGUGUUGUGGGUUUUUUCUAUGCCCUAGGUGUCUAUAUGUACCAUGAAGUUCCUCCAAGAGAAACUGCAACCAUGGCCCUGAUCCUCCUCACUGCUACUGUCCCUCCUGUGCUCCCAGCUGCGCUGACCAUAGGCAAUGUGUAUGCCCAGAAGAGGUUGAAGAAGAAGAAGAUUUUCUGCAUCUCCCCACAAAGAAUCAACAUGUGUGGCCAGAUCAACCUCGUGUGCUUCGACAAAGUGGGUUCCAAACUUACUAGGUUGGGGGUUGAGGCAAAAACUUGGGGAGAACUUCCAUGUCUUAGAAAUGGUUUCCAGGCAGUCCACAGCUUUGCCUCAGGUGAGCCUGUACCCUGGGGCCCACUGUGUGCAGCCAUGGCCAGCUGCCACUCCCUGAUCCUUCUCGAUGGGACCAUUCAAGGAGACCCUUUGGACCUCAAAAUGUUUGAAGGAACUGGUUGGAAUAUGGAAGAUGGUCAAGUGGACUCCUGCAAAUUCGGCAGGCCAGGUUCAAGCACAGUAAUCAAACCAGGACCGAAAGCCAGCCAGAGUCCUGUGGACAGCAUCACCAUCUUGCGCCAGUUCCCGUUUUCCUCAGGCCUGCAAAGGAUGUCUGUGAUUGCUCAGCUGGCUGGUGACCUUCACCUCCACAUCUACAUGAAGGGUGCCCCAGAAAUGGUGGCCAGGUUCUGCUGCUCUGAAACGGUGCCUAAGAACUUCCCACAGGAGCUGAGGAAUUACACGGUGCAAGGCUUCCGUGUCAUUGCUCUUGCCCACAAAACCCUGAAGAUGGAGAGCCUUUCAGAUGUGGACCGUCUAGCAAGGGAGAAAGUGGAGUCCGAGUUGGCAUUUCUCGGACUUCUCAUAAUGGAGAAUCGCUUGAAAAAAGAAACAAGGCCAGUACUGAAGGAGCUGAGCGAGGCCUGCAUCAGGACGGUGAUGGUGACAGGUGACAAUCUUCAAACUGCCAUCACUGUUGCUAAAAAUUCUGAAAUGAUUCCUAUGGGCAGCCAGGUCAUCAUUGUCGAGGCUAAUGAGCCGGGAGACCUUGUUCCUGCUUCUGUGACCUGGCAGUUGGUGGGGACCCAAGAGCCAGGUUCUGGGAAGAAGGACACCUACAUUGACAUCGGCAACAGUUCUGUACCCGGCGGAAAAGGUUAUCAUUUUGCAAUGAGUGGGAAGUCAUACCAAGUGUUAUUUCAUCAUUUCUACAGUAUGCUGCCACAAAUUCUGGUUAAUGGAACCAUUUUUGCAAGAAUGUCUCCUGGGCAGAAAUCAAGCCUUGUGGAAGAGUUUCAGAAAUUAAAUUAUUAUGUGGGCAUGUGUGGAGAUGGAGCCAAUGACUGUGGGGCUUUGAAAAUGGCUCACGCGGGCAUCUCGCUAUCAGAACAGGAAGCAUCUGUGGCAUCUCCCUUCACCUCAAAAACAGCCAACAUCGAGUGUGUGCCUCAUCUCAUCAGGGAGGGCCGGGCUGCUCUGGUCUCAUCCUUCGGCGUAUUUAAAUACUUGACCAUGUACGGAAUCAUCCAGUUUAUUGGAACAUCACUUCUGUACUGGCAACUUCAGCUCUUUGGUAAUUACCAGUAUCUCCUGCAAGACGUGGCCAUUACACUGAUGGUCAGCUUAACGAUGAGCAUAAACCAGGCCUACCCGAAGUUGGCUCCAUACAGACCAGCAGGACAACUGCUUUCUCCUCAGUUGCUACUCUCAGUCAUCAUGAAUUCCUGUUUCACCUGCAUUGUGCUAGUGUCUACAUUUCUCUCUGUGAAACAGCAGCCUUGGUACUGUGAGGUCUACAAAUACAGUGAAUGCUUUCUGGCCAACCAAAGUAAUUUCUCAACCAACAUGAGUUUGGAGCGAAACUGGACGGGAAAUGCAACUCUGGUUCCUGCUUCUGUGCUAAGUUUUGAGGGUACCACUUUGUGGCCCAUCGUCACUUUCAACUGCAUCUCAGCAGCAUUUAUUUUUUCUAAGGGAAAGCCAUUUCGGAAACCCAUCUACACAAACUAUUUAUUCUCGCUUCUGCUGACAUCUGCUGUGGGCCUCACUCUUUUCAUUCUGUUUUCUGAUUUUCAAGAUAUAUACCGUAAAAUGGAGUUCAUCCCAACCACAACGUCAUGGAGAAUUUCAAUUCUGGUGGCAGCCUUUGUCCAGUUCUGCGUGGCCUUCUUUGUAGAGGACGCCAUCCUUCAAAAUAGAGAGCUUUGGCUGUUUAUAAAGAAAGAAUUUGGAUUCUACUCCAAAAGUCAGUAUAGAAUCUUGCAGAGAAAGCUGGCAGAAGACCCGACGUGGCCUCCCACAAACAGGACAGAUUAUGCAGUCAAUGGCAAAAAUGGAUUCUACAUCAACAGAGCCUAUGAAAGCCCAGAAGAAGUCCUCAAAGGGAAGCUCAAGCUGGGAGGGCAAGCUUCAGAACAGCACUUUUGGACCAGACUGUAA
Molecule: messenger RNA, 3660 nt
Organism: Grammomys surdaster
Lineage: Eukaryota; Metazoa; Chordata; Mammalia; Rodentia; Muridae
Gene: Atp13a5
Product: ATPase 13A5
Exons: 31
Coding region: 1-3660 (1219 amino acids)
Biological process (GO): polyamine transmembrane transport; intracellular calcium ion homeostasis
Cellular component (GO): late endosome membrane
Molecular function (GO): polyamine transmembrane transporter activity; ATP hydrolysis activity; ATP binding
Source: RefSeq, a predicted model, not a curated record